Messenger RNA from Bursaphelenchus xylophilus (pine wood nematode), 2049 nucleotides. Lineage: Eukaryota; Metazoa; Nematoda; Chromadorea; Rhabditida; Aphelenchoididae. The record is from the annotation of a GenBank genome assembly.
AUGUCCGAAUUUUCGCCGCAAAAUGUUGUGUCCAUAUUGUUGGACAAAUAUGGUGUUGGGGAUGCUAAAGCCGCUACCAGAGAAGAACAGAAGAUGGCGGAUCGGUUUGCGUAUUGUAUUGAACAAUGUAAGAAUGGGAUGACGUUAGAAGAGGAGAAUGAAGAGGCCGAAGUUGAAACUGACAACUAUGACAGUGAUCCGGAUUAUGAAGACUUGGAAGAAGACGAACCUGAUUGCUUGCCACCAGAAGAUCAAGUUCAACUCAGUGACGGAGGCAUCGCAUCAUUGGAACAGGCAAGUAAAGCUUUAAACUUUUACCGAGGUUCAAAGACACAACGUUGUCGCCCGUUAAAAUUGGUAAACCAUCAUUUUCGCUAUAUAAAAAAAAAGAAAGAGUUGGACAAACUUCGAGAAUUUGAACAAACUGGGGGGUUAAAAGGUAGACUGAGGUCCAAUUUUCGAACCCUCGGAUUUUCCCUCAAAAAACGUGUUUUGGACCAAAUUAACUCAAAAAAGAUCCUACAUGAUUCCUGGAUCCGCAGUGAAGCACUUCAAAUAGCUAAUGAUCUGGGAUUAAAAAAUUUUAAAGCUAGUCAUAAUUUUAUUCAAAACUUAAAAAAACAAACAAAAAUAUGUUCAAGACAAGUGACCCGAUGGGUCGCCUCCAAAAAACGCAAAAAUGCCCUCACGGCCGAGGAAAAAAAAAGUUUGUGAAUGAAGUCAAGGCCGAAAUGCAAAAAUUUCCAUUCGAUUGUGUGCUAAAUUGCGACCAGACCCCAAUAUACAAGGAGAUGCACUCUAACCGAACCCUUGAAAGGUGAGAAGAUGGUUGACCGAUAUUGUCAGUUUACUGCUUCGGCUUAAAUCUCCGUAGGAGAUGAACUGAACAGCCAGAAAAAACAUUUUUUAUUUCGAAAAGCCUCUUAAAUUAUCUUUGAACAUCCUUACUUGUAUUUUACAGCAAAAAUACAAAAAAUAAAAAAAAAAUCACAAAAGGGAACUCGAACCCCCCUCCGCACAAACCCCAGUCUUCUGCGCAACCAACUGCGCCACUCACUCAUUGGUUUCCCUACCUUUCAAAUCGUCUUUUAUUCUUUCCUCUUGCGAAUUUCAAAACUUUCGACGGCCAAAACAUGCCAAAAAACCCAAAAUGGGCAGCUAGGAUUUAUAUAUCCUUGAUCAGCACAUUUUUUCUGAUUUUUUGAGAUAUGUCCCGUCAAAAAGUAGGAGCCCCCAUAAAAGUACUUUCCUUGUAAGAAAAUUGGCAAGAAAAACGGCCAAAAUUGGGACGCCGGCGUUACUACAGGAAGACUACGAUUUUAGGUAUCAAAAUCCCUUUCGGAAGAACUUUUGGAGGACAAAAAUAGAUCCUAAAAAGCUAAAAACAUUUAGCACGCUGAUUUGCGAGCACAAAGCAAGUCCUUGCUCUGGCCAGCCAAGAAAAAACAUCCAAAGGUCGUUUGCAAAAUCCCUUCUGUGACGAAACGCCCCAGCGAUUAAAUUUUGACCAGGUAAUAAGUUCAACUACGCUGAAUUGAUGUGCCCUAUAAUUUUUCCUUUCUUCAUCCCCGGUGAAGACAUAAAGACAACAAACACCUUUCCGGCGCUCAGAUUUUCUUUCAAUUUUGCACAUCCGUCGUGCAUUGGCGACAUCAAUAAAUCUGCCCAUGGCUAGAAGGUUCGUUAAAUCGCUAUCCGAUCUAAAUUUUCUCCAAAUUCUCAGCAGCAGCCAACGAACAGAGCUGCUGCUUUUUGCAGAAAAUUUUUACCCCGCUUUGCACCAACGGCAUUAUUAAUCCAUGAGAAAUCAAAAAUCUUCUGUGGUAAUUUGAUGCAUUAUUCCACUGAUUUCGAAGCCAAUGUUGCGGAAGUUUCUCUUUGGUCCGAAAACGAUGUUGUUGUUUUUGGACGUGAAAUAAUUAAAGAUAACCUGUAGCAGAAACUCCGUUCUUUGUCCCGGGGAGAAAUGAGAUUGUUCGGUUGGGAAAGGGUCGUAAAAUCGCCAAGAAGUACCGUAAAACCAAUGCACAACUAAAGUUCGUACAGUAA